Anneissia japonica is the source of this 872-nucleotide messenger RNA. Its product is annotated as putative nuclease HARBI1. The record is from RefSeq and is a predicted model, not a curated record. Lineage: Eukaryota; Metazoa; Echinodermata; Crinoidea; Comatulida; Comatulidae.
UCCGUUCCAUGAACAGACAUAUCACUUUCCCAAUGGAUCAGGAAAGUCAAAUACCAAUACAACAACAAUUUUUCAGGAAGUUCCAAUUUCCACGUAUCAUUGGGGCCAUAGACGGCACCCAUGUAGCAAUAAAGGCCCCAUCUGUUGACGAGCAUGUACUAUACGUGAACAGAAAAUCAUACCAUUCAAUAAACGUUCAAGCCAUAUGUGACAGCAACUUGAAAUUCCUAGAUGUUGUUGCAAAAUAUCCAGGCAGUUGCCACGACCCUUUCAUUCUCUCUAACUCCACAAUCGGCCAACGCUUCCAAGAUGGUCUAAUCCCCAACGGCCUCCUGAUAGGUGACAGUGGAUAUCCUUUACGUGAAUGGUUGAUGGUGCCUAUAAACAACCCUACUACAGAAGAUGAACGCAACUACAAUGAUAUGCAUGCAAGUGCAAGAAAUGUUAUCGAACGCUGUUUUGGAGUAAUGAAGAGUCGCUUCCGCUGUAUUCAUCGCUCUGGUGGUAAUUUACAGUACUCACCAAAACGAUGUUGUGAAAUUAUCAUGGCUGUUGCUAUAUUACACAACAUGACCAUCCACAUUCCAUUACUGCCAGAAGAGGAGAUAUAAAUCGAUUUGGUUGAGGAUGAUGCCAGACAACCUCAACAUGUUGCAGGUGCCAAUGCAGCACGCCAAGAACUAAUACGACAACUGGCACAAUAAAGAAAUUAUUCAUUGAACAGAUUUUGAAAUGGAUCAAGAAUAAAUAAUAUACAAAUCUUAAAACAUAAAUUCAAAAUUAAAUUAAAUUAAUUGGAUUUUAAACUUCAAUCAAUAUGAUUCAAGAAUCUUAGUGUCAUUUUGGAAAAUCAGUUAAACCAAAAAAUUACA